Molecule: messenger RNA, 2505 nt
Organism: Xiphias gladius (swordfish)
Lineage: Eukaryota; Metazoa; Chordata; Actinopteri; Istiophoriformes; Xiphiidae
Gene: slc5a5
Product: solute carrier family 5 member 5
Exons: 16
Coding region: 1-1938 (645 amino acids)
Biological process (GO): sodium ion transport; iodide transmembrane transport
Cellular component (GO): membrane
Molecular function (GO): symporter activity
Source: RefSeq, a predicted model, not a curated record
AUGGAAGAAGAGUCUGCCAGUGAACCGUCGAGAUCAGGCUUUGUCCUGGCUGACUACGCUGUCUUUGCUGCCAUGUUGUUGAUCUCUAUGGCCAUAGGAAUCUUCCAGGCCCUGCGGAGGAGCCCAAGGAACGCCAGUGCUGAUGACUUCUUCACCGGCGGUCGCAGCAUGCCAGCAGUGCCUGUGGGGCUGUCGCUCUGUGCCAGUUUUAUGUCAGCAGUCCAGGUUCUGGGUGUUCCUGCUGAGGCUUCCCGCUAUGGCUUUAAAUUCCUCUACAUGUGCCUCGGACAAAGCAUCAACUCCCUGCUGACAGCUUACCUCUUCCUGCCAGUUUUCUUUCGACUGGGCAUCACCAGCACCAAUCAGUAUCUGAGGAUGAGAUUUGGCAGAGGGAUGCAGCUGUUGGGGAGUGUCCAGUUUCUUGUGGCAACGCUGCUUUACACAGGGAUUGUCAUCUAUGCGCCAGCCUUGAUCCUCAACCAAGCUACUGGACUCAGUAUGUGGGUGUCUUUGUUUUCUACUGGGAUCAUUUGCACCCUGUAUACCACACUGGGUGGUAUGAAAGCUGUGAUCUGGACCGAUGUGUUCCAGAUCAUUGUCAUGUUGUCCGGCUUUGUGGCCGUCUUCAUCCACGGCACAGUUCUGGUUGGUGGUCCUGCAGCGGUGCUGGAGAUCGCCAAGAAUGGAUCGCGCAUCAAUUUCAACGAAUUUGAUGUUGACCCGCGGCAGCGCUAUACCUUCUGGAGCCUGUCUGUCGGGGGUGCAUUGGUUUGGCUCUCCAUGUACGGUGUAAACCAAGCUCAAGUGCAGCGCUACAUCUCCUGCAGAACAGAGAGAGAGGCCCAGUGGGCGCUGUUUGUGAACCAAGUGGGUCUGUGCCUCAUUGUGAGCAGUGCCGGAACAUGCGGCAUCGUGAUGUUUGCAUAUUACAUCAACUGUGAUCCGCUAAAGUCUGGGAGAAUAUCAGCUACUGAUCUGUAUAUGCCAUACUUUGUGUUGGACAUAUUCAGAAGUCACCCAGGCUUUCCAGGUCUUUUCCUUGCCUGUGCAUACAGCGGGACUCUGAGCACGGCCUCCACAAGUAUCAACGCUAUGGCUGCAGUAACAGUGGAGGAUCUGCUGCGACCUCAUCUGGUCCACAUGACCCAGAAGAAACUGAUUCUUGUUUCCAAAGGACUGUCUUUCCUGUAUGGAGUUGGUUGUAUCACCGUAGCUGCUCUCUCCUCCCUCCUGGACUGGGGAGUUCUGCAGGCAUCAUUUACUGUCAUGGGUGUGGUCAGCGGUCCUUUACUGGGCGUAUUCAUUUUGGGGAUGUUUGUUCCAGCAACGAACAGGCUGGGGGCAUUCUCGGGAAUAUUAGUGGGCUUCUGCGUCUCUCUGUGGCUGGCUGUCGGCUCGACUCUUUACCCACCCAGUGAGGAGACGAUGGGUGUCUUGCCUAGUUACGCAGGCAAGUGUCGUCCUAGCAACAUCACCCUGGACAGCAGCUCUAACCAGGACCAGCACUCCAUCUCCACCCCGCUUCACCCCAAUAACCAGGGGGGCCUGCAAAACUUCUACUCCAUGUCCUACCUCUACUUUGGUGCCAUGGCGACUAGUUCGGUUGUACUAGUUGGGCUGAUAGUGAGUUAUGCAACAGGACCAACAAAAAGGAAUCAUAUUAAAAAGGGUUUAUUGUGGUGGGACCUGAAUAAAAAGCAACUGGAGGUCCCAUUAGAGCUCAGAACUGGAACAAUGUCCAGGAUGUUUCCCUGUCUUCUGCACACUGCAUGCUGGGAUACGCUGCAGCCGCCCGAGAGCCUUAAUAGGAGUAACAGGGGAGACAAGGCGACAGAGAAACCACAGCUUGUGCCUUUGAGGAACCUGCACAAAGAGGACGUGAAUGAAAAAGAAGAACUGAGAGAUGAUGAGAAUAUUAAACCACCACACGAACUGUAGGUGUUGGACCAGUGAAGAAGUUUUAUUCCAAAUAGCACUAAUGACAGUGACAUUUCCUCUUUAGUAUCAGUUAUCAUUUAUAGUACUAGUCUUUUUUUCUUUUCAAUUCAAAAAUUUAAUUCCUAAAGUUUUGUCUUUGCAUCUUUUGAAAGCUAUUUUAAAAAUGUAUGCUUUAAAAUGUGAUUGAAUAAAGAAACCUUUUAUUAUUGGGCUUAGGAAAAUUUAGACUGUAAUCAAAUACGCCUCAGGUGUUAUUUGAAUUCCUUUAAAUGUUGAAAGGCUCUUUCAUCAGGACAUUCAUUUUGGUAUGUUCCAUAUCUGUAACGAUGCACACCUGUGCUUCAGCCGGAGUUCAUGGAUAUGUGACAGGCAGCCUGAGGUAAAGGGAGUCUGGUCUGUGUGUGUACGUUAAUGGCGAUCCAACUCUUCCUUUCCUCGUUCUCCACUCUCUGAUCAUAUCUUCGCAUUAUGUAUCUUACUGGAAAAGGAAGUGUCAGACACAAUAGGUCGUAAAAAAAAUAUUGGAUCAGACUGCUGCCAAUUGCUGCCUGUUAAUUAAACAAAAUA